Messenger RNA from Ipomoea nil (Japanese morning glory), 3645 nucleotides. RefSeq lists its product as uncharacterized. The record is from RefSeq and is a predicted model, not a curated record. The transcript has 6 exons. NCBI's taxonomy places the organism in Eukaryota, Viridiplantae, Streptophyta, Magnoliopsida, Solanales, Convolvulaceae. The coding region runs from base 163 to 3276 and encodes 1037 amino acids.
CUCCCUUUCUAUUCCCUAAUUUUUUGUCUUCAAGAAAAAGAAAAAAUAAAAAAUAAAAAACAACCCAAAAAAAAGAAGAAGAUAUAUAUUAUGCUCGCCGGUUUCUCUGUCCUGUCUCUUCCGCCGGAUAUCUGACGACCACCUCUCUCCGCCGGAGUCAACAUGGCGCCCUCUAAACCCAUGGUCAACGCUAUCCGAAUUAGCACCACUAUCGAAGCCAAACGACCCGCCGACCACCGGGAUGAUGAUGAGGGCUUCCCCGAGAGCCCCCGCGACCAGGAAUGGCCGUUCGGGAAGCUGGAAGGCCUGGACGCCGCCGAUUUCCGCGAGGCCGCGUACGAGAUAUUUUUCACGGCGUGCCGGUCUUCGCCGGGGUUCGGUGGCCGGACGGCGUUAUCGUAUUACAAUCCGACCGAAGGAGGGGGAGAUGGAAGCGGGUUCGGGGCGGGGCAGGAUUAUGGAACCGGGUCACCGAGGAAGGGGCAAGGCGGCGUGGGCAUGGCCGUGACCAGCCGCGUGAAGCGGGCGCUGGGGCUGAAGAUGAUGCGGCGGUCGCCGUCCCGCAGAGCCAGCUCCUGCGGGUCGCUGCCGACGUCGCCCAGCGGCGCCUCCGGCGGGUCCCCUAAGAUGAACUUUACCGCCGUGCCGUCGAAGGGGAGGCGGCCGAUGACCUCGGCUGAAAUCAUGAGACGGCAAAUGAAAGUGACAGAGCAGAGCGAUAAUAGGCUACGUAAAACUCUCAUGCGGACUCUUGUUGGCCAAAUGGGCAGGCGAGCAGAGACAAUUAUCCUUCCACUAGAGCUUGUGCGCCACCUGAAACCAUCGGAAUUCACCGAUCCUAACGAGUACCAUUUCUGGCAGAAGCGGCAGCUGAAGAUUCUGGAGGCGGGGCUGCUCCGCCACCCCGCCGUCCCACUCGACAAAUCCAACACCUUCGCCCAGAGCUUCAAGGACAUCAUCGAGGCCGCCGAGGAAAAGCCCAUCGACACCGGAAAGAACUCCGAGUCCAUGAGAAACCUCGUCAACUCCGUGGUUUCCCUCUCCUGGAGAAGCACCGACGGCAUGGCCACCGAUAUCUGCCACUGGGCCGACGGCUUUCCCCUCAACGUCCACAUCUACAUGGCGCUUCUCUGCUCCAUCUUCGACAUGAAAGACGAAACCUUAGUCCUCGACGAGAUCGACGAGUUACUAGAAUUAAUGAAAAAAACAUGGGCGACCUUAGGGAUGAACAGAUCGAUCCAUAAUCUGUGUUUCACCUGGGUGCUUUUCGAGCAGUAUUUCAUUACCGGCCAAAUUGAGCCGGAUCUUUUCUGCGCGUCGCUGGCCAUGUUAGCGGAAGUUGCGAAUGACGCCAAGAAAGCCGACAGGGAACCUAUUUAUGUCCAGAUGUUGGGGGAUGUUUUGACCUCCAUGAAACAGUGGUCGGAGAAGAGGUUGCUUGAUUACCAUAGGAAUUUCGACAAGGGAAAUGUUGCUUUGAUGGAGAAUAUUCUUCCCUUGGUUUUCUUGGCCACCAAGAUUCUGGAAGAGGAUGUUCCAGGCUAUGCAACCAUUGUUGAAGCUGGGAAGGAGGGCGUUCCUGAUCCCACUGCAGGGAAUCGAGUUGAUCACUGUAUCCGUUCAUCCAUGAGAAAUGCAUUUGCAAAGAUGUUGGAGGAGAAGAACAUAAACGGGGCGAUGUUCGAGACGCAAGAAAUGAGUGAAACACUGAUCAAAUUAGCAGAUGCAACGGAGGAAUUGGCGGCCAAGGAGAAGGAGAUUUUCAGUUCUGCACUGAAGAAAUGGCACCCCAUUGCUGCCGGAGUUGCAGCUGUGACACUGCACAACUGCUACGGGAAUCUGCUGAAGCAGUACAUGGGAGGCGCAAGCACAAUGGCUAAGGAGACAGUUCAAGUUUUGCAGAAAGCAGGGAAGUUAGAGAAGGUGUUGGUUCAAAUGGUGGUUGAAGACUCGGUUGAAUGCGAGGAUGGAGGGAAGGCAAUUGUCAGAGAAAUGGUUCCUUAUGAAGUUGAUGCCAUCUUUGUAGGCCAAGUUCGACAGUGGAUUCAGGAGAAAGUGAAGAUAUGGAAGGAGAAUUUGCAGAGAGCAAAGGACAGUGAGACCUGGAACCCAAAGUCAAAGACCGAACCAUAUGCACUAACUGCUGUAGAGCUAAUGAAGCAAGCCAAAGAAGCUGUGGAGAAUUUCUUUGAACUUCCAGUUAACAUCAAUGAUGAUUUAGUCAACUGUCUUGCAGAUGGCCUCGAGCAGGUCUUCCGUGACUACAUCAGCUUUGUUGCAUUAUGUGGAUCGAAACAAAACUAUAUCCCCACCCUCCCUCCACUAACAAGAUGCAGCCAAGACUCGAGGUUUUUCAGGCUGUGGAAGAAGGGUGCAUGCAGCGUCGGAGUCUACAGCGAGCACCAUUUCAUAAGCGACGGCAGCCAUGUCCGCCCCUCCACCAGCCGCGGAACGCAGCGCCUCUACAUCCGCCUCAACACCCUCCACUUCCUCCUCCUCCAGCUCCACUCCAUCGACAAAGCCUUGGCGCUCGGCCCAAGAACCGUCCAAACAACCACGCGCAACCGCCACGCCAGGAGCAGCACCACCACCGUCACCGGCACCGUCUCCUACUUCGAGCAAUCCCGCUCCGCCAUCCUCACCGGCGUCCAGCACGUCUCCGAGGCCUCUGCCUACCGCCUCAUCUUCCUCGACUCCAACUCCGUCCUCUACGGCAGCCUCUACGUCGGGGACGUCGAGAACGCGCGCAUUCACCCCGCCCUGAAAAUCCUCAAGCAGAACCUCACGCUCCUCUGCGCAAUCGUCACCGAACGCGCGCAACCCAUGGCGAUCAAAGAAGUCAUGAAGGCCACUUUCGAGGCGUAUCUCAUGGUCCUCCUAGCAGGCGGUAGCUCGAGGGUGUUUUGCCGCUCUGAUCACCAGAUGAUCGAGGAAGACUUCGACAUCCUGAAGAAGAUGUUCUGCUCCUGCGGCGGCGGCGGCGAAGGAACGAUAGUGGAAGACGUGGUGGACCGGGAGGCGGAGACGGUGGAAGGAGUGCUUACAUUGAUGAGCCAGUCGACGGAACAACUGAUUGAAGAUUUCAGCACUGUGGCCUGCGAAACCAGCGGAAUGGGCGUCGUCGGCGCCGGCCAGAAGCUGCCGAUGCCGCCCACCACCGGAAAAUGGCACAAAUCUGACCCCAAUACAAUCUUGAGAGUACUUUGUUACAGAAACGAUAAAGCUGCUAAUUUUUUCUUGAAGAAGAGUUUCCACUUAGCAAAGAGGAGGGGAUGAAAUAUUGAUCAUCAGUAAAAAUAGUUUAAUAUAUUAACAAAAUUAGAACAAAAAAAACAAAAAAAACAAGAAAAACAACUUCAAAAAACAUGCAUUUCAUAUAAGAUUUCAGGUGAUUCCUGUCUGACCAGGAUGUAAGGUCCGGGAUAAGGGAAUUUCAUGUUUUGUGAGCAAGACUUCAGAUGAUUGAUGAUAAUUUUCUGAGAUGUAUCAUCAAAACAUUUUGUGUUUGAGAGAGCAUUGUACUGAUAUAAUUUUUGUCUUCCUUUUGUCAUAGAGGUAGGCAUUAUUAGCAGAAUGAUAAUAAAAAAGCAUUUGUAUGUUGUCAGUUUUUUGCGUAUAAUUGCUUAGAUGAUUUCUUUAAUUUAA